Molecule: messenger RNA, 2287 nt
Organism: Ascoidea rubescens DSM 1968
Lineage: Eukaryota; Fungi; Ascomycota; Saccharomycetes; Ascoideales; Ascoideaceae
Gene: QNS1
Product: glutamine-dependent NAD(+) synthetase
Exons: 1
Biological process (GO): NAD+ biosynthetic process
Cellular component (GO): cytoplasm
Molecular function (GO): glutaminase activity; ATP binding; NAD+ synthase (glutamine-hydrolyzing) activity
Source: RefSeq, a predicted model, not a curated record
GAAAAUUAUUGCAUAGCUGCAAAACUCAAGAUUUUUCAUAAGCUAAUAAAGACUUUUUUUGAGAUUUUUGAAGAUGGUUCACUAUAUUACAGUUGCUACCUGCAAUCUUAACCAAUGGGCUCUUGAUUUUGAAGAUAAUAGAGAUCGAAUUGUUCACAGCAUUAAAAUUGCAAAACAAAAAGGCGCAAAGUUAAGAGUUGGACCUGAACUAGAGAUAACUGGUUACGGAUGUCUUGACCACUUUUUGGAAAAUGACAUCUACUUACAUUCAUGGGAAAUGUAUGCCUCAAUAUUGAAAAACCAGGAAGCAUAUGAUAUUCUCUUGGAUAUUGGUAUGCCUGUGAUUCACAAAAACAGAAGAUACAAUUGCAGGGUUUUAUCCUAUAAUGGUAAAAUCCUUUUAAUCAGGCCAAAGUUGUAUCUAGCAAAUGAUGGAAAUUAUAGGGAAAUGAGAUUUUUCGUUCCUUGGUUAAAACCAAAAUAUUGUGAAGAUUAUGUGUUGCCCAGGAUGAUUCAAAAGUUAACUGGCCAGUUAUCAGUAACAAUUGGUGAUGCUGUUAUUUCGACCUUAGAUACUGUUAUUGGUUGCGAAACUUGUGAAGAAUUAUUCACUCCACAGUCUCCUCAUAUUUCUUUAGCUUUAGAUGGUGUGGAAAUUAUAACCAAUUCUUCUGGCUCACAUCACGAAUUGAGAAAAUUAAAUACAAGAAUGAGUUUGAUAACUGAAGCCUCAACAAAGUGUGGGGGAGUUUAUUUAUACUCUAACCAAAAGGGGUGUGAUGGUGACAGAUUAUACUAUGAUGGAUGUUCGUUAGUCGUUCUUAAUGGUCAAGUAUUGGCUCAAGCUUCUCAAUUUUCUCUUGAUGAUGUUGAAGUUAUUACUGCGACAAUUGACCUUGAAGAUGUUAGAAGUUAUAGAGCCUCAAUAUCGCAUGGUUUACAAGCAGUAAAUCAAGACACCCAUUAUAAGAGAAUACAUGUCCCAAUUGAACUAUCUCCUCAAUUGUUCACAUUCAGAUCAACUUUGAAGCCUACCCCAAUUAUUGAUAUACAUUAUUACAAACCUGAAGAAGAAAUUGCUUUUGGUCCUGCUUGCUGGUUAUGGGAUUACAUUCGAAGAUGUCAUGGUGCCGGGUUUUUCUUACCUUUAUCUGGCGGGAUUGAUUCAUGUGCAACUGCUGUUAUCGUUUAUUCCAUGUGUUGCUUGGUUUCCGAGGCUGCUAAAAAUAGAAAUUUACAAGUUAUCAAAGAUGCAAAAAUGGUUGCAGCUAUUCCGGAUGAUGAGGAAUAUUUGCCAGUGGAUCCUGCUGAGUUUUCUUCAAGAAUAUUUCAUACUUGUUUUAUGGGCACUGAAAAUUCAUCAAAUGAAACAAGAUCGAGAGCGAAAGAAUUAGCAAAUAAAAUUGGAUCUUAUCAUGUUGAUUUAAAUAUGGAUAACUUAGUAACCGCUGUUGUAAAUUUAUUUGAAGUUGCAACUGGAAAAAGACCGAUUUUUAAAAUAUUUGGUGGGUCCCAAGUUGAAAAUUUGGCUUUGCAAAACAUCCAAGCAAGAUUAAGAAUGGUUUUAGCUUAUCUUUUUGCACAAUUAUUACCAUGGGUCCGUGGCAGAAAAUAUGGAGGAUUGUUGGUAUUAGGAUCUGCUAAUGUCGACGAAUGCUUGCGUGGUUAUUUAACAAAGUAUGACUGUUCUUCUGCUGAUAUCAAUCCAAUUGGUGGGAUAUCCAAAACAGAUCUCAAAAGAUUUAUUCAUUAUUCUGAAACUCAUUUUCACUUGCCAAUUCUUGACGACUUUUUAAAUGCGACACCAACUGCUGAGCUAGAACCAAUUACCAAAGAUUACGUUCAAUCCGAUGAAAUUGACAUGGGUAUGACAUAUGAAGAAUUAUCAAUUUUUGGUAGAUUGAGAAAAAUAGAUAAAUGUGGCCCAUAUUCAAUGUUUUUGAAGUUAUACCAUUUAUGGUCUGACAAGUUAUCUCCAAAGGAUAUUGCAAUCAAAGUAAAGAGGUUUUUUUACUUUUAUGCUAUAAAUAGACACAAACAAACAGUAUUAACACCAAGUUAUCAUGCUGAACAAUAUUCUCCUGAUGACAACAGAUUUGAUUUGAGACCAUUUUUAAUUGAUCCAAGAUUUUCUUGGGCAAGCAAAAAGAUUGAUGAAAUAGUAAAUGAAUUUGAAAAAGGAAAAGAGGAAUCAUUAGAAACUUUUUCUGUUGAAUGAUACAUAAUGAUUAGAUAUUUUAUAGAAUUUAUAUUUGUUUUUCUUUUUACUUUUUAUUUUUGAAUAAAC